UGUGUCCUCCUCGUCACCAGGUGGCAGCAGAGAGGCAUGGCGCAGUUUACCCGAUUCAAGUGAUGUUGAACUGGGCUGGAGAGUAACUAGCAGCAGUGUGUGGCAGCCUUCAAGGCGGCUCUGCUCUGCUUUUUCAUUGAAUUCUGCUGUUUAGAUGUUUCCUCGCUGAGAGAAAAUGCACCCGGUCAGAGUGUCUAUCCCGUCGUUCCGCUCCGAGAACAACUCCAUCGAGAAAGGCUACACGGUGUUUAAAAUUGAGGUGCUCAUGAAUGGCAGACAACACACUGUUGAGAAACGUUACAGCGAAUUUCAUGCAUUGCAUAAAAUGCUGAAGAAGAGCAUAAAGCCGCCAGAGAUUCCUUCUAAACAUGUUAGAAACUGGGUUCCCAAAGUGCUGGAGCAGAGGAGGCACGGCCUGGAGCUCUAUCUGCAGACUAUAAUUAUGGAAAAUGAGGUUCUUCCAAAGAUAUUCCUGGAUUUCCUGAAUAUCCGCCAUUUUCCUUCAGUGCCAAAAACAGAAAGCUGUGGGUCAUUUGAUACUGAAUCAGAGGAAUCAAGUAAACUUUCACACCAGCCAGUCAUGCUCUUUCUGAGAGACCCCUACCUACUACCAUCUACCCACGAUACAUUUUCAAAUGUUGUGAUUGAAGGUGUGGUACACGGAGUUUUCUACCCAGACCUUCAGCCAAGGUAGAGUUCAACCAAGCCACCGCGGAGGGCUCACUGCUGCAAACGGAUGCUUCAGAUGUUCACGCCAUUUUGAGUUUAACCGAUGACCUCUGUAGAUACUCCAGAUGACACCAAACUUGUCUGACCUGCUCACUGACUCACCAUCACUCUUUUCCUUGUGUGACCUAACCAGCACUAUGGUGAUGACCUGUGACCUGUUUGAAUAUGUACUGAGUAAAAUGAAUCCUGAGGUCAUGCUUUUGUGUUUUAACAAAAUGUCAUUUCAUAGAGAUCCAUCUUGUAGAUUUGUAUUUAUUUAUACAGUGUAACCCUGUACUGCGUGUGCUCUUGACUGUAUGAAAUGUGUCAAUUAUGUGCCAUAAUGUCUACGAUGAACAACACUGGAGUUCUACUGUAGCACUUUAGGAUGGGCAAUAUGUAAAAUAUUAAGACUGACCAAUAAAGUUGGUAAUUUCCACAAAA
Molecule: messenger RNA, 1152 nt
Organism: Myripristis murdjan (pinecone soldierfish)
Lineage: Eukaryota; Metazoa; Chordata; Actinopteri; Holocentriformes; Holocentridae
Gene: snx24
Product: sorting nexin 24
Exons: 8
Coding region: 176-694 (172 amino acids)
Molecular function (GO): phosphatidylinositol phosphate binding
Source: RefSeq, a predicted model, not a curated record